AUGUCCCCAGCGUAUUCAGUCGGGAUUUGCAUCAUUGUCAACCGCUGUACUCACAAACAGAACCAGCUGAAGUCGGAAACCAAGGUUAAGGGAUUGGGAAUUUCGUGGAGUCUGGAGCAGAUGUUUGCUUUCACGCAAGCAUCGUCCAUUUCAGGGUGGCGGUGUGGCCAUGAUCAAUUGCGCCAGGACUUCAAGACUCUUCAAGCCAUCAGCAACAUACAGCAAAUGCCAGUGCAGAUGCGAAUGGGAGCUGACACGUUGCGAUCUCGAAAUCUUCCACCUCAUCUUGGAGCUCUGGCGGCUUGUUCUCUUGAUCGCAGUCCUGCUGUCUGCAUGGAUCAUGGAUCAUCUGCUGUCAGUCUGACGGAAUACUUGAAGGGCCUCAUAAACAAAAACCAACUGGAGCAUGAUGCAGCAAACGACAGGAAGCUCCUGCCCAGUGGAUUCAGCGCUGCUGCCUGGGGUGUCGUUCCUUCGGAGCAUCCUUCCCUGGCAGCUACCAGCGGAAAAGCAUACCAGACUUCAAGCAUGGCUUUGUGCCCAGGCCUCUCGGAUAGGCGUUAG
This is a messenger RNA of Symbiodinium natans, 564 nucleotides long. The record is from the annotation of a GenBank genome assembly. NCBI's taxonomy places the organism in Eukaryota, Dinophyceae, Suessiales, Symbiodiniaceae.